Molecule: messenger RNA, 867 nt
Organism: Paramuricea clavata
Lineage: Eukaryota; Metazoa; Cnidaria; Anthozoa; Malacalcyonacea; Plexauridae
Source: the annotation of a GenBank genome assembly
AUGGCUGCUUUAUGUUACAUUCUCUAUGAGAACAUCGUCAAGUUUCCAGCAAAUCGACUCUUCAGUUUUUCAUUGUCCCUAAAAGUCACGGCGGCCAAUUGGAUUCUAUCACUGGUACUUGUACCUGCUUUUAUGUCAGGGUUUUAUCUCGCGGACAAACAAAGCAUUGGCCGCAUUUGUGAAACGAAUAUAGACCAAGCCCCUACUCAUGAAGAAACUGCAUCUUUCUUUUCUUUGAUAGUGCUAGUCACUAUUUGGAUUACAGUGUGUGCUAGAAUCAUCAGAAAAUCCCUCAGUGGAGUUGCUUCUAAAUUGAAACAGCAUCGUGAACAAACACAACAAGCAUUACAUAACAUGUCAAAAGUAAAGGUAGUAAGCUUUAAUAAACAAGCAUACGUAAUGGUUUUCUGUUAUUGUAUAUGUUGGAUUCCAUUUGGUAUUUCAGCGGCAUUGACAGCAGCAAAUGUAAUUUCAUUCCAUUCUUGUGUUUAUUUUGCUUGUCUCGUCGGAGCACACACCAGCGCUGCAUCAACGCCGCUAAUAUACUUGACUAUUGACAAACGAUUUAGAGUCAAGUGCUGUAGUAAUCAAAAGGCAAGCCGACCACGUCAAAUUAGUGUGCACUAAGACACUAUUUCUCAGAGACUUGUUAAAAAUUAUGCUCAGCUAGAAAGUCAAUUGUUUAUGAGUAUUAAGCUUGGAAGAAAUGUAGCACGCCUUGGCUUAACAGCGAAAUCCGGCAUUUGUUAAAGAAAAAAAAGAGACUGUCCGACGCAAACUUGCUCGUUCUCUUACAUUCUAUUUGCGGGAUAAAUUCAAGAAACGUCGAGCUAAAGUUGAACAACUAUUACGAGAAAGUCGUGAACG